CGAGACGGUUGCGUGCGGGAGGGCAAUGCCGAGCCCAUUUGCUUUCUCCCUCGACUCGGGAACCCCCAGCGUUAUGACCUAAGAGCAAAGCAAAGCAAAGCAACAGCGCAUAUGUAAAAGUGUGGGACCCGCUCAAUUGCUCACUUCGCUGCUUCUGUUGUGCUCGCUUGGCCCCGCUUUGGCGUCCCCGAUCUCGGCUGUUUGUGGGUGUUCACAAAGAUCAGCCACUUAGGUUGGAACGCAUGCAGGCCGUCAUGGGUCACCGCAUCUGCACCACGAGCAGAAGCAAUGAAGCUGCACGACGAGCAUCUGCUUGGACGGCAUCUGCUCGGACGAGCAUCUGCUUGCACGAGCUUGAUGUAAAUUUUGCGACCAAUUCGUCGGUGUGUUGGUCGCAAUUCCAUCUACACCCGCCAGCACAGUGAUUUGCAAUGGUGGGGGGCGUUGCAUGGGAUGGCAUGGCAUGCCUUGUCUUUCGGCAGCUCAUAUCCUGCCUCGGGUGUAUAGUCGAUGUGAUGAGAGAGAUGAGCUUUUGGGCUUUUCACUAUGCUGGCAUUAUGUGUGUGGUCGCGUCCUUGAAGUGAUGUAUCUCUACUUGCAUCCUCGUCGGCAUGGAGCCGUCGGUUCACAUGCCGGUGGCUGCGUGCGGAUGAGGCGGGGGAAGAGAUCCGUCAGUGGGAGCAUGAGUGGAGUGUGUGUGCGGUCCAUACGGCAGCUGCCGCAUGCCAUGACCAGAGAGAAGGAAGGUUGAUCUGUUUCUGUCGGUGUGCUUCGUGGCGAUUCGUCCUGCGCUUAUGUUUCCAGUCUGGCAGGCCAUCGACCACAAGGCGGCUCUGCAUCGAUGGCCCUGGGGUUGGACACAUCAGUGCAGUGGAGGAUCUGCCUCACGCAAUUGUGCCCUCUUGCUUAGACUGACAGAUAGACGGACUGUGGACAGCUUCGCGAUGAGCCGAGUGUGACAUGACCUUUCAAUGGCGUUGCCCGUGUCUGUUCGGCAGUCGAUCGAUCACUCACAAGGGUCGCCCUCACACAUGGCAUCAAUCGAGGUGACGCUCCCUCACUGCUGGCCUGUCUAUCGUGUUCAGGAGUGGAAGUGUUUCUUGUGCAGCCGCACCUGCUUGACCACCGGCCAGGCCGUCUUCUUGAUGUCCACACACACGACUGACCCUCAGGCGUCUGAAGCACCAGUAAAACAACCACACACAACCACACAGACAUCCACGUCGAUGACAUCCGCGUGAGUGUGCAUAUGUACCCUCGGGCAGGCGGUGAGCAGGGUCUUGACCUCCCGCUCGUCGAUGGCGGCGUCGGUCAGCUGAUGAGACAGCUCCUUGGCACUCAACUCCUCGCCACAUCGAUCCAACGCCUGACAGGGAGGGAGGCAGACAUCAGGACUGCAGUUGUUGGGCUGUGUGUGGUGGCCAGCCUGCCUGUUCCAGUUGGGAUGCGAAGGCAGCGGCGGCUUCGUCUCCGAUGCUGUCCACCUCCUGUGCACGCACACUCUUCUCAAACGACAGCAUCGAAGGGAUCACAACUGCACGCCUCACACACAGAGAGGAAUCAGAUAAGUGGAUGGAUUGGUCAUGUGUUGGCUGCGUGUCUGAGACGGACCGACAGCACGGGGGAUGAAGUCUCCGUACGACACACGGCCGUCGGGCUCCUGCAGGCACCCACACAGACACACGUGAGCCAUCAAUUGCCUGGCCAUGCUGCAUCUGUCUGCCUGACCAGUGUGGCCUCGGACAUGACGGUGUAGAUCUGGAAGCGCGUGAGGCCGAGCUUGACCGAGUGGAUGAGGUCGAUCAU
Vitrella brassicaformis is the source of this 1806-nucleotide messenger RNA. NCBI's taxonomy places the organism in Eukaryota, Vitrellaceae. The record is from the annotation of a GenBank genome assembly.